AUGAAGGCAGCCCAGGAUCGACAGAAGUCAUAUGCAGACCAGAAUAGGAGAGUGGUAGAGUUUGAAAUUGGAGAAAAGGCAUUACUUAAGGUUUCACCAACCAAAGGUGUCAUGCGAUUUGGAAGGAAGGGAAAGUUGAGCCCGAGGUACAUUGGCCCGUAUGAGGUGUUGAAACGAGUUGAAGAGGUGGCAUACCAAUUAGCUUUACCACUGGAGUUAGCCAAUGUCCAUAAUGUUUUCCAUGUCUCCCAACUCAGAAAAUAUAUCCAUGACCCUAACCAUGUAAUCCAACCAGAGUCUAUUGAGUUAGAUGAGUCAUUAACCUCCAAAGAGCGCCCUAUUAAGAUUCCUGAUACCAAAACGAGAAGUACCCGGAACAAGGCCGUUAAGUUAGUUAAAGUGCUAUGGUCGAAUCAAAAUUCCGAAGAGGCAACUUGGAAAGCUGAGGAUGACAUGAAAAAGCGUUAUCCAAAACUUUUUGAGCAGGUAUGCUAA
Spinacia oleracea (spinach) is the source of this 495-nucleotide messenger RNA. RefSeq lists its product as uncharacterized. Lineage: Eukaryota; Viridiplantae; Streptophyta; Magnoliopsida; Caryophyllales; Amaranthaceae. The record is from RefSeq and is a predicted model, not a curated record. The transcript has a single exon. Bases 1 to 495 code for a protein of 164 amino acids.